GCGCUGGAGGAGCUGCUCAGGGCCGGGCUGUGGGACCACGCGCUGCUGCUCAGCGGUGCUGACCUGCCGCUGAGGGGUGUGGACGAGCUGGCCGCCGCGCUGGCCGCUCACCGUUCCGUCUCGUUUGUCAGCACCUUCGACGGCUGGAAGGACGACCCGGUGCGCCCCCAGCCGGUCCGAACUAUGUGCGACAACCACGUGUACACACUCAGUGUUGAACAUUCCCCCGACCCGACUUUUCGCCUGAAAGGAAGCUCUCAGUGGUUUGUCCUCUCGCGGGAAAUGGCCGAGUUCGUGACCAGGCUGGAGCACCACCCAGACAUCGCGCGCAGAAUGUUCCGCUUCAAGAACCUGGGCAUACCCGACGAGUUCGUAUUCUCGACGCUGCUCUUCGCCUCUCCACACCGGAAUGCACACAUCAACACCAACCUGCACUAUCUGAAGAUGUUCCAGCCCAACAACGCCGACGGUCUGUGUCGUCACCAAGACGACGCCGAUUUCUGCGGCAGGGGUCCCGGAGAUUUCACCGAGAAUGACCUGCACAAACUCAAGGUGUGGGGUGUGCCGUUCAAGUUCUUCGCCCGCAAGUUUGCCACCUCUGACCCCUCGUCCGAGGUCAGGUCACGGGUCAUGGCAAUGGCCGCCGAGUUCUCACAGUUCGUACAACGGGAAAUUCCACGAGCUUCUCUCAGGUAUAUCACAAAGUCGGCACUGAAAUUACUACAGAGCCGUUCUAACACAUCUGAGUUUAGAACUGUAAGCGGACAGAUUUUACCGACAAAUAUAACGAAAGUUAUGGUGUUUCCGAGAUUUGGCAGCCCCUCCGACCACUGCCGGCCAGCCUGGCAGCUCUGGAGGACGGCAGUGGAGCAGUUCGUUUUCUGGGUCGACUUCUCUGUGAAGCUGGACGGCACAGCGGGGGCGUCUGUGGAGGUGCGGGCUCGCGCGACCGGCGCCCCGACCGUCCGCUGCUACCCCUUCGGUCAUCUGCUGGCCAUGGGCCUAGGUGGUGGCUACCGAACACAUGACAACGCCACGGUCAGGGAGCGGCGGCCACCGUUCCCGUUCCUGCGUGCCGGCGUGCGGCGCGUGACGCUGGCGCUGCUGUUCUCUGUCUCUGGCGCUCUGAGGCGGCAGCCGGACGGCGGACGACCGCUCGCCCUCCGCCGGCGGUCCAACGUCACGGCACCGGAGCCCGUCUCAGUGGCGGUCACAGUCGCUGACGGCGGCGGAGCGGUCUGGUGCUUCAGCAGAGUGAACAUCACGCUGAGGUCGCUGAAGCACAGUCAGGACCUGAACGUGACGCACGGAUCGCAGACGGCGACUGUCGACUGUCGCGCUCCCCUGCCGUCCAACAAGUACACCGCCCGGCUGGUCCAGGACGGCGUCGGUAGGCCGUACCAGUACGCUCUGGCGUUCCACGUCGUGCCCAGAGACGCCGGCGAAGAGUACCGCCACACGGCGGACCUGUGGAGCGUGGAGAACGCGGCCACCCUGCCCCUGCCCGACUACUACGAUUCGGCUGGUGAAGCCGAUCCAUUCGAGCCGUGGCUGCCUCGCUCGACACCACCAGAGUCGGUGCAGAACGCUCGCCGUCCACGGGACGCCAGUGCCACUCGGCUCAGUACCACGGCCACCGCCGGGGAUCGCUCCGGGGCCCGGCCGCUCGGCCAGGGGCGUUCCGAGGCUCCGGGAGGAGGCCGGUUGGCUCCCACCGUGCCAGUGACCGCUGAAAGAUUAGAUGGCGGUGGUCAGUCGCUACCAGAGAGUGGGCGCGGCUCUGACCUGACCAGCUGCGACUGUCCGGGCACGGAGCCGGGAGCGGACCGCAGAGCGGCGCGGCAGGCGAACCCGUACUGUUCUGGGUGGCCCCUCGGGCGGCCGGUGGCGGCCGCCGCGGCUCUGACGGCCCUCAUGCUGGUCCUUAUCGCGUCGCCGCGGUGGUGGAGAAGGCGCCGCGACCUGGUGCUGUGGCUGCUGCCCGCCGCCGCCCUGGGCUACCUGACGCUCCGGGCACUGGCCGCAGCGGCGUGCGAGAGACUCCGGGCGGGCCAGGCGGGCGAGCCGUGACUGAGCGUCGUCACGGGUCAAUGUGCGGAGCUCCACCAGUGCUGGGUCGGGGAGUGACAGACCGCGGGUGUACUGUGCAGGUUAAAGUGGAACGGUCUGUGGUCGGGGUGUGUUAAAGUGUUCAGACUUUUCAGUGGUGGGGUAUUGGAAAGGGAUGCUAUCUAGUCUUUUGACCUACGCUAGUGUCGAUUCCUGAAUGCGCACAAGUACGUCACAACAUGGAUGAGCGAUGAGUCAUGAAUUUACAUACAUGAAGUGAUUGUAAGUUUCGUGGCCUUUUCCAGGAAAAUCUUCUUGUCA
Amphibalanus amphitrite is the source of this 2370-nucleotide messenger RNA. RefSeq lists its product as uncharacterized. Gene Ontology annotation, biological process: heparan sulfate proteoglycan biosynthetic process; chondroitin sulfate proteoglycan biosynthetic process. NCBI's taxonomy places the organism in Eukaryota, Metazoa, Arthropoda, Thecostraca, Balanomorpha, Balanidae. The transcript has 13 exons. The record is from RefSeq and is a predicted model, not a curated record. Gene Ontology annotation, cellular component: membrane. The annotation marks the transcript as partial. Gene Ontology annotation, molecular function: protein xylosyltransferase activity.